This is a messenger RNA of Zea mays, 498 nucleotides long. Its product is annotated as protein FAR1-RELATED SEQUENCE 3-like. The transcript is spliced from 2 exons. The record is from RefSeq and is a predicted model, not a curated record. Lineage: Eukaryota; Viridiplantae; Streptophyta; Magnoliopsida; Poales; Poaceae. Gene Ontology annotation, biological process: regulation of DNA-templated transcription. Bases 70 to 498 code for a protein of 142 amino acids.
UUUUGCUGGGCACAACACGCAUUCAAGGUGGUGGCUGACAAAGCAGCAGGCGUGUAUAAAUGCGAAUGCAUGCAGUGGGAGCAUACAGGUCUGUUCUGCAUGCACAUAAUAAAGGCAUUCACCCACCUCCAAGUCCAAAACAUACCUGAAAAGUACAUUCUGAAGCGAUAUACACGUAAUGCAAGAUCUGUGGUUCCGUGGGACCGGCACGAUGUGAGUGUUGGUGGUCAAAAUGAGACAAAGCAGUCAAGGUUAUCGAAGCUGCUGCCAAAGUUAAUGCGACUGGGAAGAGCGGGAAGCAAAUCUGAUAGAGCAUACACUGAAACUAUCAGGCACAUCGACAUGAUAACUCCUGGGAUUGAGCUUCUACGAACAGCGGAGAUUGGUCCGAUUGGUCCGGACGAAGCAACAAAUACUGAGUUGCAGCAAGAUGCAGAAGGACGGCGGAAUAUUGGUCCCAUUGCACCAACACAACAAAGUUCUGACAACAAUAUAUAA